Molecule: messenger RNA, 1616 nt
Organism: Rhipicephalus sanguineus (brown dog tick)
Lineage: Eukaryota; Metazoa; Arthropoda; Arachnida; Ixodida; Ixodidae
Exons: 3
Coding region: 111-1616 (501 amino acids)
Biological process (GO): proteolysis
Molecular function (GO): aspartic-type endopeptidase activity
Source: RefSeq, a predicted model, not a curated record
UCGCAGUUGCCUACUUAAACGACUAACGCAAUAAACCUGUGUUCAUUCCUGUCUCGCGCUUGUUACUUCAGUGGCGACGAGGUGAUUAACCCCCACGGCCAGGGAACAGCAUGGCGACGCAUGCCGGGCCACCUAAUUUUGACGAAGGGGACGACAAGUGGGAGGCAUAUCAGGUGCGAUUAGAAGCUUUCUUUGAAGCCCACGAUAUUGACGAUCCGAAGAAGCGUCGGGCCCUACUGGUUAGCGCCCUGAGUACCAAGACGGUAGACCUUCUGGCAGGCUGCUGUGCGCCUGACAAGAUUCAGAAUCUGUCGUACGAAGCAGCAGUUGAAAAAUUGGCUGAAUACUUUGCGCCGAAAGGCAACGAGAUAGCGGAGUCUUAUCGCUUUUUCACCAGAAAUCAGCAAGCUGACGAGUCGACGAGCGAUUUUAUUGUCGAGUUACGGAAGAUGGCGCAAAGGUGCAAUUUUGGCGAGGCGCUUGAUAGAAUGCUGCGUGACAGGCUUGUCUGUGGUCUGCGGGAUGCUGGCGUUCGUCGCAAUCUGCUAGCAAGGUCCACGCUCACACGGCAGGAAGCAGAGGAUGCGGCAUUAGCGGCUGAGAUGGCGGCACGCAACGUACAGCAGAUGGGAGAUGGACCAAUCACCAACGGCGUUAAUGCAGUAGGAACAAAGCAAGAGCGACAGAAGUUCUCCAGAAUGCCGCAGCCAAGGCGGAUGACACAAUCCAGCAACGAGAACCAGACCGGCUGCCUUUGCUGCGGAAGCGACUCGCACAAGACCACCAAAUGCAGGUUCCGCCGCGCUGAGUGUUUUUGUUGUCGGAAGAGGGGACACCUGGCUUCAAUGUGCAAAUCCAAGCCACGCCAAGAAAACGUAGCUCACUGUGAGGAAGCAUCUUCGGACAGCGAGGACUACGGACAGUUCCUGCUACACCUCCGUGAGCCGUCGACGGGAUCGGUCGGGCCGUUAUGGCGAACGUUGCUGUGGAAAGGGGUGCCCGUGAAGAUGCAAGUGGACACAGGAUCACCAGUAUCAAUCGUUACAUGGCCAACCUAUACCCAGCACCGUCGCCGUUGGCCCGGGCUCGUCAAGUCAUCGUUAGAGUUGAGUUGCUUCCUCGGGAGACUACCAGUGAAGGGACAACUGCAAGUUGCGGUCACCUACGGUGGGAAAACCGUCAACGCGACGCUAGUGGUGCUCGGCUGCUCAGGCCCAAACCUGUGUGGGCGGGACAUAAUUCAAGCAUUCCAGCUGACCGGAGGGCCAGUGCUCAACGUUGACGUCAACGACGGUGCACCUCCCCGCAGACAUUCGGCUGGAGAACCCGUAUGGUGUAAGAAUUAUGGUGCAGGUGACAGCUGGAGACCAGCAGUGGUGCAGACUACAAGGGGCGCCCGCCUAAGCACGGUCAAGACGGAGGACGGGGAACUGUGUGAGCGUCAUGAAGAUCAGCUAAGGCACCGCCCGGAGGGGCAUGCACCAAUAGCCUCGGACGGCGAAGGCGCCGAAGAAGGGUCGGCACCAACAACCCUAAAUGGUACUUCCCAUCACAGGAAGACUGUAUCUUGCAAAACUGUUACGUCGCUGUCGAGAUACGACACGGAAGCCAGAUAA